UUCCUCAAAGUAUGUUCACAGUUAAACAGGAAAUCCUGUCCUUAGCACAAAUGGAAAACUUUUUCACUUUCUGCAACAUCUUCAGUCCACCUCUGAGUGAUAACGCAGCUGCAGCACCUCUUCUACUGCAUCAGCCUGAAGAUGUCCUCAGAUAUUUAUGCCAAACCAGAUUUCUCCAAGAAGGUCAGAUACAACAGAAAGCAGCAAGAAGACACAUCAGACUGGGAGGAGUGUGAGGUGGAAAUCUACAACGAUGCAUAUGAAUCUGUGGAGGACACCAGAAGGGUUCAGUCACCAGAACAAGCUCCACAAACAGAGACGUGUCCUAAAGUCCAGAAAAGGUUCUGCAGAUGUGAACAAUGGUGUCUGUUGGUGCUGUGUACUGUCCUGUCAGCUGGAUCCAUCAUUCUAUCCUCAUUCAUGGUGGUCAACAUUAACAAUCUGCAGAUGGAAGUGAAGGAGCUAAAGAAACACCCUGAAGGGAAACUGUGUCCUGAAGGAUGGAGGAGAUUUGGAUGCAGCUGCUACUUUAAAUCCACUGAGCAGAAAACCUGGAUAGACAGCAGGAGUUUCUGUCAGUUUGUAGGAUUUGAUCUGGUGGUGGUAAACAGCAAAGAGGAGCAGGAGUUUGUUUCUACAUUGAAUCAGAAAGCAGAAUCCUGGAUCGGUCUGUUUGCUGAAAGGUCAUCAGAUAAAUAUGAAUGGAAAUGGGUGGAUGGAUCACUGCUGACAGAAACGUUCUGGGAUGAGAAGUCUUCAAAAGAUGCAAAAUCCAACAAUGCAGUGUCCUUAAGUCCUGAAGGGAAAUGGAAACAACAAAACAGAGGAAACAACAAAAACUGGAUCUGUGAGAAAAACAUUUCUAAAUCUUUCUGUUUCUGAGCUGUGCAUUGAUUUAACUGUUUAGUAAUGUAACUACAAACAUGUUUUAUCUUUUUUAUUUCUUUUUGUUUACUUCUCCAAAAUAGUGCUUAAAGGAAGGUUCUAUUUUAGUUUCUGGUGAAUUGUUCAGAGAAAUGAAGGUGUCAUCUAUCAAAAACUUCAUCACAUUUAAAUAUCAGUUAAAAAUGACUCAGAUAAACAGGAAACUGUAAUAAAUGACAUGAAAACGAGCUAACUUAGAGCAGCAGUUCAGACUCAGGUUUGGUCUGUAGCAAAUAACAAACAGCUUCCACAAAGUCAACUGAAAAGUUCCAUCUAGAAAGGGAAGUCAAUAUUUGGAACAAUUUUCUGUAUUUUCUCAUGAUUUUGAUGGAGGAUUAAAAGAAUUUAUGAUGGAAAA
Molecule: messenger RNA, 1282 nt
Organism: Oryzias latipes (Japanese medaka)
Lineage: Eukaryota; Metazoa; Chordata; Actinopteri; Beloniformes; Adrianichthyidae
Product: CD209 antigen-like protein A
Source: RefSeq, a predicted model, not a curated record